UAUCUUCAAAAAUGGCCAAGGUUUUAGGGAGGUUUCACCGUCAUCCUCUUCUUCUUCUUCACACAUAGUGAGAAUCACACACACUGAGAGUUUCUCUUCCCACUCUUCAUUCAAAUCCUCUAUGAACUAUUUUCUAUUAUCAUCACCACAAUGACAUUCGCAGCCUCAUUCUCUCCAAGUCCACAACCUCAAAUAUACACCAACACUUUGAAAAGACCCCUAAAACUCAACCCAAAGUCCCACAAAAACCUCUUCUUCUUCUUCAGCUCAAGCUCCAGUACCUUCUUCAAACCUUCACUCCCUUCCACCACUACUUUCCCACUCAACCUCAAAACCCCUUCAAACCCAAUUCAGUUCCACCCUUUAUCAGAUUCAAUCCAUGACAAUCUAGUCGAAGACCUUGAGAAUUCUGUGAAUUCUCACAUACCCAUUAACGAAAUUUGCCAAAUUACGCCGCUAGAAUCGAGCCCGAGAAUCUUCAUCCAAGACCCACCUUGGAUUGCCUCAAUAUUCUUGAGGGGUCUGUACAAAAGGGCCGACCAAGAAGUGAAAUUGGAGUACAAAGAAAUGGAGAAGAGGAAGUAUAACUUGUUGAGGAGGAGACAGAUUAAGGCGGAGACCGAGGCGUGGGAGAGAAUGGUGGAGGAGUAUAGGGAGCUAGAAAGAGAAAUGUGUGAGAAGAAGUUGGCUCCAACUUUGCCAUAUGUAAAGGCAUUGUUUUUGGGAUGGUUUGAGCCUUUGAGGGAUGCAAUAGAGAAGGAACAGAAGGUGCAGCGGACGAAGAAGCAUAAGGCGGCGUUUGCACCUCACAUUGAUUUGUUGCCCGCGGAUAAGAUGGCGGUUAUUGUUAUGCAUAAGAUGAUGGGGUUGUUUAUGAUGGGAAAUCAGGAGGGGUAUGUUCAGGUUGUUCAGGCUGCAAUUCAAGUUGGUGUGGCUAUAGAGCAGGAGGUUAGAAUUCAUGGUUUCUUGGAGAAAACUAAAAAUUCCCAGAGCAAGAAGAUUGUAGCUGAUACUGAAGAUGGUCUGCACAAGGAGAAGCAGAUACUCAGAAAACGUGUAAAUAGUUUAAUUAGAAAGAGAAAACUAAAGGAGGCACAGAAGCUAUUGAAGAAAGAAGAAUUUAAGCCUUGGGGUCGAGAUACCCAGGCUAAGCUGGGAAGUCGUUUGAUAGAAUUAUUAACUGAAACAGCUUAUGUACAACCUCCACUUAACCAGUCAGCGGAUGGUCCACCUGACAUUCGACCUGCAUUCAGGCAUAAAUUUAAACCUGUAAUAAAGAAUCCAGGACAGAAAAUUGUGAAGAAUUAUGGAAUUAUAGAAUGUGACCCUCUAAUCCUUAUGGGGCUUGAUAAAACUGCUAAGCAUGCGUUGAUUCCUUAUGUGCCCAUGUUGGUACCUCCCAAAAAAUGGAAAGGGUAUGACAAGGGUGGGCAUUUAUUCCUACCUUCUUAUGUCAUGCGUACUCACGGAUCUAGGAAGCAACAGGAUGCAGUAAAGAAUGUUCCUGUUAAACAGAUGCAAAAGGUUUUUGAGGCUCUGGAUAUGCUUGGUAACACCAAAUGGAGAGUAAAUAGAAAAGUAUUUAGUGUAGUGGAGAGCAUUUGGGCCAGAGGAGGCAAUAUUGCUGGCUUGGUUGAUUGUGAAGAUGUGCCUAUACCUGAGAAGCCAUCCUCAGAGGAUUUAACAGAAAUUCAAGAAUGGAAAUGGAGUUGGAGGAAGGCAAAGAAGAUUAAUCUAGAGAGGCAUUCUCAACGAUGUGACACUGAACUUAAGCUUUCUGUGGCUCGAACAAUGAUUGAUGAGGAAGGCUUUUAUUAUCCUCACAAUCUUGAUUUUCGUGGCCGAGCAUACCCAAUGCAUCCACAUUUGAAUCAUUUGAGUUCUGAUCUCUGUCGAGGGAUACUUGAGUUUGCUGAAGGACGACCGUUAGGGAAGUCUGGCUUACACUGGCUGAAGAUACAUUUAGCGAACCUGUAUUCAGGUGGUGUUGAGAAGCUUUCACACGAUGGACGUCUAGCCUUUGUUGAUAAUCAUCUCGAUGAUAUAUUUGAUUCAGCAGACAACCCUGUUAAUGGAAACCAGUGGUGGUUAACAGCUGAAGAUCCUUUUCAAUUCUUAGCUGCUUGUAUUAAUCUUUCAGAAGCCUUGAGAAGCUCAUCACCACAUACCGUCAUCUCCCACCUGCCGAUUCAUCAGGAUGGUUCAUGCAAUGGUUUACAGCACUAUGCAGCACUGGGAAGAGAUAGUAUGGAAGCAGCUGCAGUCAACUUAACUGCUGGUGACAAACCUGCUGAUGUUUACUCUGAAAUUGCUGUGAGGGUGCAUGAUAUUAUGAAAAGGGACAGCAACAAGGACCCAGCUACAAAUCCACAUGCUUUAUUAGCUAAGGUCUUAAUUGAUCAGGUCGAUCGGAAAUUGGUGAAACAAACAGUGAUGACUUCAGUAUAUGGGGUUACUUAUGUUGGGGCACGGGAGCAGAUAAAAAGAAGACUAGAGGAGAAAGGUCUCAUUACUGAUGACAGACUACUGUUUACUGCAGCUUGCUAUGCGGCUAAAGUAACAUUGGCUGCCCUUGGAGAGAUUUUUGAAGCUGCACGUGGCAUUAUGGGUUGGCUUGGUGAUUGUGCCAAGGUAAUUGCUUCUGAAAAUCAACCUGUGCGUUGGACCACUCCUCUUGGUCUCCCAGUUGUACAACCCUACUGCAGAAGUGAAAGGCAUCUUAUAAGGACGUCUCUUCAGAUUUUGGCUUUGCAGCGGGAGGGUAACAUGGUAGAUGUUAGAAAACAGAGAACUGCAUUUCCUCCAAAUUUUGUACACUCGCUUGACGGUACACAUAUGAUGAUGACUGCUGUUGCCUGCAGGGAUGCUGGCUUACGUUUUGCAGGGGUGCACGACUCCUUCUGGACACAUGCGAGUGAUGUCGACAAAAUGAAUCAGAUACUUCGAGAAAAGUUUGUGGAGCUUUAUAGCAAGCCAAUACUUGAAAAUUUGCUUGAGAGCUUCCAAACAUCAUAUCCAGAACUGAUGUUUCCUCCCCUCCCAGAGAGAGGUGACUUUGACUUGCAAGAGGUUCUUGAAUCUCCAUACUUUUUCAACUGAUCCUUCAUGCAAGAGCAACAAUCAUAUCCUUAUGUAGAAGCAUUAUUACAUCUGAUGCAAAAAGUGUCAUCGAGUUUUCUGAGAAAAUUCAUCCACCAAUGUGGAUUUGAAAUUGGAGUGGGAAAGAGCAGCACGUGGUUGCCUCUGUAGAGGCUGAGAAGUGGACAAAAAUUUGAUCCAUGCUGUUUCCUGCAAGUGCUGCUGGGACUUUUGUCCUGAUAUAGUGAUUAAAAUCAUAGCAGAACAGGCUGGUUUUGGAUUGAAGGCUAUGGAAGGCAGCUUGAUCAGGAGGCUGUUUGCUGAAAUUCUCCAUAAUGAAAAUUUAUACUACCACAUUGGUUGAUUUUUUGAGGGGAAGAUAGACGCAGAUGAAAUAUUUGCCGCAAAUGUUUCUUUGCAGUGAGCUAAUUUUGAGAGGUCAUCUUAGGGAUGCAAAAUCAUGAGUUUUCUUUGUGCCUUUUUUAUUUUUUGUGUGGGAAAGAAGGGGGGGAACAAUUUUUCCCAUGUAAUUUGUUGUACACAUGUUGUAUCAAAUAGAAAGGCAGGAAGGGAUUUACUGUAAUAUUCACAUGUUAAAAAGGUAAACUCAAGUGCAUCUCUGGGCUAGAUAAUAAACUUGAAAGGAUUUCCCCCCCUUUUUUGUGAAAUCCUUUUCCAUACUGAAUAUCGAAAUAGCAAAAGAAAAAUUAUGGAUGUUUAGUACA
Messenger RNA from Quercus lobata, 3803 nucleotides. RefSeq names its product DNA/RNA polymerases superfamily protein (gene SCA3). NCBI's taxonomy places the organism in Eukaryota, Viridiplantae, Streptophyta, Magnoliopsida, Fagales, Fagaceae. The record is from RefSeq and is a predicted model, not a curated record. Bases 151 to 3099 code for a protein of 982 amino acids. Gene Ontology annotation, biological process: mitochondrial transcription. Gene Ontology annotation, cellular component: mitochondrial DNA-directed RNA polymerase complex. The transcript is spliced from 19 exons. Gene Ontology annotation, molecular function: DNA binding; DNA-directed RNA polymerase activity.